AUGGCUGACGACAGUGAUAAGCCCAGUCAGCAUGAUUUCAAGAUACUUAGAAGGCUUGUACUGCCUGAUGGAUCAGUGCUGAGGGCAAAAUACCCAGGGAGGCCAUCAAGAGAUUGUUUAUUUAAUGAUCCAGUUAUGGAUGGAAAAAGUCUGCUGAAGAUCUGGAACCUGAACGAAUUUACUGGAAUUAUUGGAGUCUUCAAUUGCCAAGGAGCAGGAAGCUGGCCUUGUCUGGAGAACACUGUCCAAAGAGACAUUAUCUCUGACCUAUCUGGACAGGUCUCUCCUACUGAUAUCGAGUAUUUUGAAGAGGUCUCAGGGAAAUCAUGGAUGGGAGAUUGUGCAGUCUUUUCCUUCAACACAGGGACCCUGUCUCGGCUACCAGUGCAAGAAUCGUUCACGAUCACGUUGAACACAUUGCAAUGUGAUGUGUUUACUGUGUCUCCCAUUAAGGUUUACCAUCAGAAGAUUAAGUUUGCUCCCAUUGGAUUGAUAAAUAUGUACAAUGCUGGAGGAGCUAUUCGGGCAGUUGAAGUUUCUAAAGAUUCUUCUAAUCGUAGAAUUGUCAUCAAGGGAAGAGGAGCUGGUCUUUUCGGAGCAUAUUCCGAUCCAAAGCCAAAGUUUUGCUCUGUGAACUCUCAAGAACAUGAAUUCAAAUAUAGAAGUGAAGAUUAUUUCUUUACUAUACCCACUGGUGGUACAAGUUCAUGGGAUAUUACCAUUCGUUAUUGA
Molecule: messenger RNA, 732 nt
Organism: Ilex paraguariensis (yerba mate)
Lineage: Eukaryota; Viridiplantae; Streptophyta; Magnoliopsida; Aquifoliales; Aquifoliaceae
Source: the annotation of a GenBank genome assembly